CUGUGAUUUCUCUCUGACAAUUUCAUUCAAACAUUGUAUCUUGUUAUAUAUCGAUAUGUACUACAACUAUGUCCCAAAUCGAUAGUUUAUGUGGUAUUUCAGGCUAUACUGCACGCAAACAUUCAACUACACAUGUAAUUAUUAUAAGGAAAAUGGAUGCAACACAAUCCGUCUUGAUCAGUUGAAAAUCGGUGUUGAUUUCAAUUCCGAUUAAAAAACAAUCAAUAUGGAGAGCAACAUGUACCAGUCAUAUGGCACAGGACUGACGCCACAACACCAGCAGAGUCCAAUGAUGUCACCAGCUCUAGCAGGAUUUGGCCAUGGACUUACCCCAAAUCCAGUUAUGCCUCCAUCCAAUACUCCAAGUCUGUAUCCACCGACCCCUACACCUGGUGGACCAAUGACAGCCCCUAUGACCCCAAUAUCGCCUGCUACACCCGCAUCAGAAAUUUCUAGCCUCAUGCCGCUCAGACCACAAUUACAAAAUAUUGUGUGUACUGUAAACUUGGGAUGCAAGCUUGAUCUGAAAAAAAUUGCACUCCAUGCAAGAAAUGCAGAGUACAAUCCAAAACGUUUUGCUGCAGUUAUCAUGAGAAUUCGAGAUCCUCGGACCACAGCUCUGAUCUUCAGUUCUGGAAAAAUGGUGUGUACUGGGGCCAAAAGUGAGGAACAGGCAAAGCUAGCUGCAAGAAAAUAUGCAAGAAUUGUACAAAAACUUGGCUUUUCAGCAAAAUUCCUCGAUUUUAAAGUCCAAAAUAUAGUGGGAAGUUGUGAUGUGAAAUUUCCAAUCCGGUUAGAAGGUUUAGUGCUCAGUCAUGGCCAGUUCUGCACCUAUGAACCCGAGUUGUUCCCAGGUUUAAUUUACAGAAUGAUGAAGCCUAAAAUUGUGUUACUGAUUUUUGUCUCAGGAAAAGUUGUAUUAACAGGUGCCAAAGUGAGAGAAGAAAUCUAUGAAGCGUUUGACAACAUCUAUCCUAUUUUGAAGGGUUUUAAGAAGCAAUAGCAUUACACAACAGUCCCUGUUAUCAGUGUCAUAUCAAUAGCCAUUCACUUUAUCAAUUGUUUCAUCAUCGUUAACAAUUUCCGACUGCCAAGAUGUUAAUACAUUAACGCAACUGGUUUUUUUUGCCAGUACUCAUCAUUGUUUCCUGAAAUAAUAUGAUUCAAACACAAGAUCAGUGUCAUAUUAAGUAUGGAUAACUGUGCAGCAGGUUGAUACUUGAUGCUUCAACAUGUCUGUAAUAUAUACUUUUUAUAUUUUAUUUAUAGUUAUGUGAAAAAGAAUGUCACUGCUCUUUAUUAACUGGUAAUGUGACAUAUCGGUGUUGAAUAAGUGACAGAUUGUAUGGUCAUGGUGCCUUUUGCAAGUACAUUUUUUUUGUACAUGUAAUAGUACAAGUGAGUGACAGAUAUUAUUAGUUCGACAUUCUUCCACUGGAAUGUUGGGAGGUACUUUUUUUGUCACAGAUAUUUGAUGUAAAUGUAACGUCUCGUUAAGAAAUUGUAUGUUGGGCUAUUUUUAUAUGUGUAUUAUUACCAAAGUUGAGAUUAUUGACAGAAAUCAAUUGUGUAUAUAUAUAUUUAGUUUCUAUUACUAAGGUACGACCUGCUGUAGUUUAUACACUGUUGUCAUGACAGAUGUUGGUCAUUCUCUACCUUAAAAACUGUAUGAUAUUCAACCCCUUUUCAUCCAUCUUUAUGAUUAAGACGUUUUUGAAUAUUUGACAUUUGAAAGAUAAACAGGAAUUUUCUUCAACUCCUUUGCAACUAUAUCUACCGGUAUGUAAGAAUUUAUAGCAUUAACUACACAAGGAUAUGUGAAGAGAAGCAGGGAUAUAGGUAUUUAAAUGUAGUUCUGGGGUAUGUGAAGGAAAUCAGAGGAUAAAGGUAUUUAAAUGUAGUUCUGGGGUCAACAUCAAUUGUACACAUUUUUACAGUACGGUCUCAACAGGGACAUUCAUCACUGGUCUCAAAUAAAAAAAAAAUCUAUGGAUGGUUGAUAGAAUAUCUUUUAAGAUAAGGUUGUCAAUUUCAAAAUUUUGAUAUUCCGUUAACAUUCAUUUUUAUCCCGAUUCUUCUGAUUGGUCGACAUUGAGAUACAGUUUAUUGCCUAAUUUUAAUGAAAAUAAGUAUGUACAGUUGGUAAAAGUAUAACACCAGGAACAUAUCAUUGACCUCCGUUUUCCGAUUCAAUAAUAUCAUUUGCUGCCUUCUGAUUGGCUAAAACAUUUGAGACGUAGGCCUAACUUUGACUUAAACACUUUGAGACAUAGCUUUUGUUUCAUUUGACCCAUCAAUACAAAUCUUUGUGGGAAGUAUGAAUAUAGGACAUGCUUGGCAAUCAUAUCGUGGCAUCUGUUUCUUUGAAAUUUAAAUAUUGUCUGAAUAUGGUGAAAAUUGGUAUGUAUGUCGAGUUGAUAACCUGACGUGUUCUAUCGCCUUCUGAUUGAUCAAAAUUUAAAUUUAGGUGUAUUAUCACUAAAUAUUGCAUCUUUUUAGCUUCAUUUGAGCCACUGCUGGGUAAGUUUGAGGGACUUAUUUGAUGGGCCACUUUAUAACUAAAUUUAUUAAAGGUGCAAGUGAUUAAAAUACGAAACUGGCUGGUAUUAUCUUAUACAGUAAGGUUACAUACCUCAUCUCCCUUUAAAACAGUGUUUACUGUAACGAACAUCAAUUGAUGAUGUCUAUUGCUCUGAUAGAAAACAUUGUAUUCAAUAUGAAUCUUCAAGGGGUGAUAUGAAGAUUUAAUUAUCAGUAAUGAUCAUAUUUUUUUGCUUGUUCUAUUUUGAUGAACUUCAGUAAAGGAAAUAUUUUUCACAUUCAUAAUUACUUUAUGUAAUAUAAUUCAGCAAUGACAUUGUUCGCUAUUUUUCCCGUCAUGAUACAUUUGAUACAAUUGAUGUCAAUUAAUAUCACAUAACUAUUCAUACGAACUUAUCUACUAUAAUAUAAUACUGAAAGAUACUGCCAAUUAUUGAUUUAACUGGUACAACACUGACAAUUAAAAACGAUGUUUUAGAUUUUUUUUUUACGACGAAUGCAUGUGAAAUCAUAACAGUUUUUGACAUCAUUGAUCACUAAGAUACAUGCUGAUAUUGUUUACCUGACAAUCUAAAAACCUCUUUUGUAGAAUAGAUCUUGAGUCACAAUGGCUUCAUUGGUUUAAUUCAUAAGUGGUUAUUGCAAUUUCUUUGUUUGUUGUAAGUGUGAAUCUCAUUCUUCACUAUCAUACUUGUCAAUCAUUUUAUUAUAGGGAAACAUUGUAACCGUGAGGAGAAGUUAUAUAUGUUCUAUAUGCGUUAUCUGAUCGAGGUGCAUGAGAAAAGUAAAUACAUAAAUUACAGCUUUUUUGACAAUAUUACAUUUUUUAAUAUAGUAUUGAAUAUUUAUGAUGGGUGUAAAUACAAUGUAGUUAAUUUUAGACUUUUACAUUUUUUGAAAAUAGGUUGAAAAUAAAUUGAAAGUAGGUUAAUACUACAUGCGAUACACUUGAAAGUUAUUGUUUCUUUAGUGUAAAAGAAAAGAAUAAAAAAAAAGUGGAGGAGGGGCAGUGAUAAGUAAUACGAGUACAUUUUAUUACAUUUUACUAGUGAAAUAUCAAAAAUUAUUCAUUCUAUAAAAAUGAUAUUUUCACUAGUGAAAUAUAUUACUUUUUCUGACACUUCCUACAAGCGACAUUUGGGAAAAUUCAAAAGCUGACCCAUUAUAUUUUGCUAUGAAAAUUUAACAAACAGAAUAUCAAAUAGUAUCUUCAGUGAUACCAAAUAUCUUUCACCCGUGUAGAAAAUAUUUUUAUAUGUUUCACUCCUACUGAAAAAUAUCAAAAUAUGAGUCCAACUCCUGAAAUAUAUUUGGUAGUACUGAGGACACUUUUUUUUUAAAACAUAUAUAAUCGAGAAUCAUAUAACUAAGAUAUACAGUGACCUAGGGUUCUCAAAGUGUGGGCAAAAUUAUAGUUACGCCAAAAAUCAUGAAAUAUGAGUGUAAGUUCAGUUACUGAAAUUUAAAAAAAAAUCCUUGGUAAGAUGUUAUGAUAUGUGAAUCAAGUUGUAAAGCAUUCUUUUUUUUCUUUUUUCUUUUUUCUUUUUUUCCCUUUGUCAUAUAAGUUUUUUGAAAUGAUGACCAGGUCCUGGUUCCAUUGACAAUAAACACGGCUUUACCUCUUCUUCAGUAACAAAACGGUCUAAUUAAUCAGACUGUUAUACAUGUAUAUAUAGGUCCUGUGCUGGUUACAUGAAUUGUGUGCGUUGGUGUGUGAAAGUGAAAAAAAAAGAUUUACUUACCUUGGAUCUGUUUGAAGGGAGCAAAUGGGAGCAGGAUACUGUAUUUCCUUAUAUUUUUUUCAGGUUUGAAUGUAAAUGCAAGUAAUGAUGGAUAAAUGGAGUGCUGAAAAAACUGUAUCAGAUAUUUAAUAAAUAUGUGAAAUAAUC
This is a messenger RNA of Pecten maximus, 4430 nucleotides long. RefSeq names its product TATA-box-binding protein 2-like. NCBI's taxonomy places the organism in Eukaryota, Metazoa, Mollusca, Bivalvia, Pectinida, Pectinidae. Gene Ontology annotation, molecular function: RNA polymerase II general transcription initiation factor activity; DNA binding. Gene Ontology annotation, biological process: DNA-templated transcription initiation. Bases 227 to 1003 code for a protein of 258 amino acids. The record is from RefSeq and is a predicted model, not a curated record. The transcript is spliced from 7 exons.